AUGGCAUUGCAAGCCGAUUUUAAGAAUCGCGGAGGCUUGCAAAGCCUCUUCAACCCGAAGGCCGGCAACAAGGUAUUCGCCCUUGACUCUGUCUUGCCGGAUGCCAAUCGUACCCGUCCGCAGAAGCCCGCGACUGGCAAGCUGGCAUUGCCGGCAGUGCCUGGCAGCAGAAAUGUGGGUGGAGAAGAUCCUUUGAAGGCCGGAUCACCCGUGCUCUCUGUGAGUCCAGAGCUUGAGCCCGUCCGUGAGUCAGACGGCUUCUCCCCCGCGCUCCAAGAUGCUGUACAGACUAUGAUGCAAAGCUUGCAAGAGGUCAAAGAGCCGCAAGGAACAGCGAAGGUGACAAACGAGCCUGAGAUGACGGCAGUUGCUUCUGAAGAGCCCGCACCUGACUUGACCUCGACGUCGGAGGCACCGAAGCCGGCGGAGCCUCAAACUUCGGAGUCAAGGAUGAGGCGUGCCAUUGCCAGAACACGGUGGCCGGCAAAACCGCCCGAGAGAAUCGAAGAGAUCAAGAACAUUGAGGUUUUUGCAGAGCGGCUUGUAGAUGCGUACGGGUCCUUGACGAAGGCCUUUGAAGCCUUCGACAGUCAUGACCGAAGCGAAGUGACAAGAUCUCAGUUCGAUGCUGCACUGGAUGCGAUGCAUCUCGACGUCGAGGAGCUCUGUGGCAUUCCUGCGUCCAAGCUCUUCAGCAUGGUAAGUCGAGCCUCCAAGAAGCCCAUCGGAGCAUUGACAGAGCAGGCUUGGAACUCUUUCUUCAAGAAGUACCUCGGGCAGACGUCCUCAGCGCAUUUGCUUGAAGCCGACUACAGCAUCCAGGCCGCCUUGAGUCAUCUGGCAGAGUUGCACCAGCUCCAGCCUUCUUCGAUGCCGCGGGAACGAAAACAAUGGACUGAGGAGGGCUCAGACUCCGAUGCUCCGCCCCGUCGCUGGUGCGUUGUGGCUGCGGUGCUCGAUGAUGCGGCCAUGUCUAAACUCGCCAAUCUUGAGGACACGGGCAGCACCGACAGGAAAAAGAACAUGCAGGAAGAAGCUGGAGGCGGCCGGCGCCGUGGUGCCGUCGGCUCCCAGGAUGCAGAGGGCUCAUCUGCCUCCGACUCUGACGACGAUGCCACUACAAGGCGGCGGUUGGCACAGGACCAGGCCGGCGACGGUUCGCGUGAUGGUAGAGGGCAGCUUCACGGGUCGUCUGGUGGCUCCGGUGUGAAGGAAGGGACCUCGGGCGAGGAUGAGGAUGCCAAGCUGCUAGCCAAUGGAGCCCAAUCCGGCGAGGCUUCUUAUUCUUCUGAUCCCAGCGGUGGCAAUGACACUCGAGGCCAAACGCAGGAACAGCGUGAUCAGCGUGAGCGUCUGGGAGCUAUUGGUGAGGACGAUUCGACCUUGAGCCCCGGAGCAGAAGUGUCUAACAGUGCUGCGUCAGAUGAAGAUGGAUUGCAGACAUCUGCGAGCGCCAGAAGGGCUCCUGGUGGAGAAUCCGGGAAGCAAGGGCCGUCUGGGCCUGGGCCUGAUCACGGCUCGGGCUCGGGCUCGGGCAGCGGUUUCAGCAACUGUGGUUCCGGUGUCGGUGCUCCGAGUGGUGCUUCUGGAACGGAUGGUGAUGGGCAUCGGUCGGCAUCCAAGGAUGGACAGGCAGAAGAAAGAGAUGGCAGGCGCCUGCACCCGGGCACUGGCUCUGCCGACAAUUCCUCCGCAUCGGGAAGGGGGCCUGAGAACAGUUCUACAGAUGCGUUCGGCUCGACGCCUGCGGAUCCGCUCUCUGGAAUUUUCUCUGGAAGCACCCGAGAUCUGGACGGGCGAACGGACAACAUGGGUGGACGUCUUGUUGCCGGUGGUGCUGGCGCUGGUGGUGCUGCUGGUAGUAGUGUUGGCGGCAGCGAUGGUAGUCGUGAUGCUGGUGCCGAUGCAAAGGAUGGCCGCACUGGGCGAGCUGGCAUCUCAUCUUCCUUUUCCGCACAAGGCCUGGAUGGAGCGCCUGCGGGAUCAAAGUCUUUCUCAGGACAUGCGGAGGUGAAUCGGCGAAAGUACCAAAGCGAGCCUAUCGAUCUGCUGGCCAGAGCAGCUGCCGAGUCCCAAAGCCACUCUGCAGUCGGGGCCGAGGGUGGAUCCGAUGAAGCCGGCGAUGCGACUUCUGGGCUCAAGGUUGCCUACACGCAUGGCAAGGCGGAGGAAAGCUCCGAUUCCGAGGUUGAUGAUGAGAUCAGCAGCAUUGGCAUUGAGGAGGACAAGACCGCCGGCGACAUUCAAUCACUAGUGAAGCGCGUGUUCAGGCUUUAUGCCACCGGCUAUUCGAAGGGUCAGUAUGUGUUCAUCCGAAAUCCCGACCUGAGCCACUUUAUGGAUGAUGCAAAGGAAGCUUUGCCUGCCCAUCGGAAGAAGUUUCGACGCUUUAAACGAAUAUUCGAGUCGAUCUUCGAUGACACUAUACAGCUGCAGUGUGAUAUGCCUGGCCAGGGUCUGCGAAUCACCGCGGGCUUGACGUUGGACUGGUUCCAAGUCUUUGUGCAGAAAGCGGUCCGGCGGGUUGGCACGGAGGUCAUGGGCUUCUUCAUGGCCCUGCUCGAAGCACAAGGCUGCUAG
Molecule: messenger RNA, 2580 nt
Organism: Symbiodinium sp. CCMP2456
Lineage: Eukaryota; Dinophyceae; Suessiales; Symbiodiniaceae
Source: the annotation of a GenBank genome assembly